Messenger RNA from Trichosurus vulpecula (common brushtail), 5539 nucleotides. It is a transcript of the gene SLF2, whose product is annotated as SMC5-SMC6 complex localization factor 2. The transcript has 20 exons. Lineage: Eukaryota; Metazoa; Chordata; Mammalia; Diprotodontia; Phalangeridae. Gene Ontology annotation, biological process: positive regulation of double-strand break repair; DNA damage response; protein localization to site of double-strand break. Gene Ontology annotation, cellular component: nucleus; site of double-strand break. The coding region runs from base 126 to 3164 and encodes 1012 amino acids. The record is from RefSeq and is a predicted model, not a curated record.
ACCACUCUCUGCAACUGUUGUGAGGAGGGAAGGGGCGUGGAAGUCCAGCCCCAGUCCCAAGCCGCUUGGCGCCCCCGGCGCACGACUGCGCCCCCGACCCGGGCCCCCAGCGCGGCGACGGGGACAUGCAGCUUGGCGGCGUGCCCGCUCGGCCCUCCCCCGUCUCUUCCCCAACCCCGCGGUCGCGCUGCCCCUCGAGGCCCGAUGCGGCCCGGCCUGGUUCGAGGAGGAGUGAGGAGAGCCGCGGUGACAGAAAUCACUCAAUUACAGAUUUCUUCAAACCAGUCCCAAAGCAAGAUAGACUUGUGUUGAACUCACCACAAAGGACAAAUCAUAAAUAUGGAAGAGAUAGAUUAUUAGACACUGGUAUAGGACAAUUUGAAAGGAAAAUAUCCACAACAGAAAAUAUGUGUAAAAAGAUGCCGUCUACACUACCAAACAAGAGUCCUUUGAUGAGAGGAUUUAAAGAGAAAAAAGGUGAAAGAGAUGCACCUGAGAGAAACAGGCCUCCUGUGGUGCAGAAAACCCAGUCUUUAGCGGUUGAAAAACACCUUAUUUCUGCUUCACAUCAUUGUAUGUCAAGGAAUGAAAUAAAGGACACAAGGAACCAGGAAAAAUCUCCAAUCAAAAUGUCAUCACAUAAUCAUGGAAGUAUGGGGGAGAUGGCUAAGUGCACAGAUCAAAACAAGACAAUUACAGAUGCCAAAAACUUGGUGUUAUCACCAGAGCUUGCGAUUUUGAAAAACAAUUCCAGCAAAAUUGGUCAUAGAAAUGACCUAUCCAGGUGCCAAGAGUUAAAGUGUUCUAUGAAAAUGCAACAGGAACCAGUUGAGUCUAAGUUUCAAUUGCCUUUAAAAUCCAACUGCAGAGAGAGAGAACUAAAGAAACAGAGUCAGAAACUAGCCACGCAUAAAGUCAUUUCUCCAGAAAAGGCAUUCUCAGGAGAAAGCAGCCUUUCCUCAAAACCCUAUAGCAUAGAUAGAAAAUUCAAAUCAAGACAGGAACAGGCCAUGCAGAAUAUCAUCCCAGAAAAAAACAGACUUUCAAAGCAGGAAAAUGAACGCCACUCAAGAAAAAGAUUACAUUUUGAUUCACUGGAGGCUGCUUCAGGUGCUGAAUCCUCUGAGCAAUCAGAUGCUAAAACACGCAUUGUUUCAUCUUCUAAAAAAGAGAAAGAGGUCACCUUACCUAAAGCACCUGUUACAUGUUCUUUUUCGUCACUCAAGAUCAAGAAACAAAGAGAGAGGAAUUUCAAAGAUGUUGCUAAUACGUCUUCAGUGGAAACAUCUAGUAAAUCUUUGCCUUUUCAAAACAGCAGUAUUACUAAGGGUCCUCCAGCUGUACUGGGAGAUGUUGUAUUGUGCAGCACAAGCAUUUCAAGGCUGUCACGUAAAAACUUAGAAAAUUCCAGUUCUACUAGUGAUAUACUGAGAAAAAAACUAAAAGUUGAUUUUGAUAGUGAUGAGGAAAAUUUAGAUUGCAACCUGGAAAGUGAUGAGGAAGAUGUUGCCUUAAAACCAUUGCAAGAAAUUAUGUCUUUGAAUUCCAGUCAACCUACAACUCCAGAAAAACCUUUUGUUCCUUCAGAAAAGCCCAGAGCAUCAUCAUCAGAUGUUUCAGUAAGUGUUCGUUUCCAGUGUUUUGAGAACAGUUUAGAGCGCCUAGUGAAGGAGAACGAAAAUCCUCCAAGGUCAGCUGAAUGGGAGGAAGAGCUAAAGGAAGAUAUAGUGAAAGGUCAGGGAAUGAAAUCCCUAAUGGAGACAGAAGAAUCCAGAAAAACAGAUGACAAUGGAGAACUCCAGGAAAAGCAUAAGGAGUUUAUAAGGAAAUUCUUCAUUGCUCUCGAUGCUAUUCCCGAUUGCCAUCCUGGCGAAGAAAUAUUUCACUGUUUCAAUUAUGGAAAAAUUUUCAAUCAGCAUACGUUGGACUUACGGGACUGUAAUUUUGUUCCAAAGAGUGCUAUUGAAGAUCUUAUCCUUAAAUCAGGAAAAACGCAACAAAUUUUUUUAACAACACAAGGAUAUCUCAGCACUGCCUAUCACUACAUCCAGUGUCCUAUACCUGUGUUAAAAUGGCUGUUUCAGAUGAUGUCUGUUCACACAGACUAUAUUGUUUCUAUACAGCUUUUGAAUACAUUGAUAGACAUAACAAUUAGAAAUGAUAUCACUGGCGGCUCAUCAGUUUGGCCUUGGAUCCCAUCACUAUCUGAUAUAGCAACUGUGUUUGUCAACAUGGGAGUUAGUUUUAAGAGUUUAUUUCCUGUGCAGAAUCUUCAGCCAGUCUUUAAUGAAGAUAUUUUUAAAUUUGGGGUGCAAAGCAUAUCUGAAGAAAAAAAAAGUGAAGAUUCUAUAGCAGAAACUGUUGUUUCAUGUCUUCCAGAAACUAACAUUUUAAAUGUAGUUAAGUUUAUAGGCUUGUGUACAGCUAUAUACCCAGAAGGUUACACAGAUCAAGAAAUAAUCUUGCUGCUUUUAAUGUUCUUGAAAAUGAGUUUGGAAAAGCACCUGAAACAGAUUGCACUAGUGGACUUUCAGAGUCUCCUGAUAAACCUGUUGAAAAACAUUAGAGAUUGGGACACAAAGAUGCCUGAACUCUCUAUGGCUAUAAGUGAGCUGUCCACUCAUCAUCACAACCUUCUGUGGUUGGUGCAGUUUGUCCCUAACUGGACAGCACGUGGAAGGCAGGUGAGACAGCAUCUCAGCCUAGUGAUUAUUGCUAAAUUUCUGGACAAGAAACCAGAAGAUAUUCCAAGUGCCAGCGAUCUGCAGAUGUCUCUCCUUUGUCAAUACCUUAUACAAAUGAAGCCUGAUUUGCUAAGGAAGAUGAUAGCAAAGAAAACAGGUGAACAGCAGGAUAACCUUACCCAAGACUGUUUAGGUCUAGACCUUGAGCAACAGGUAUAUUACCUGACCUAUGUGCUUCUUCACUUAGUCAGUGAAGUUAGUUCCUAUUGGUUCCCUUUUCAACGAAGGAAAUAUUUGCUGCAGCUCUGUAGUUCUCUGGAGAAGCACAUAAAAUGCUGUAUCAGAGAAGACACAAGAUUUUUUCAUAGGACAAAGGUAAUAGAUUUAGUUGCCAUAAUACAAGGAAAAUGGCAAGAAAUGAUCCAAAAUUCUCGGCCUGUUCAGGGAAAGCUGCAUGACUUCUGGGUACCAGAUUCUUAAUUGGAAUAGCUAAAAUGUUGACCCAAGAGAAAUUGAACAGGACAAGAACCUUUCCUGAAAAUGUGGAAAAUGUAGUUUCAGACUUACAUAGAAACAUUUGCAUGGGGAGACAGGCAAGUAAUGUGCCAUUUCAAUCCAGACUCUACGAGAGAAUGUAAAGUAUGAACCUUGGAUGGGAUUGUCUGAUCCCUUUACAGGAGAUGCUAAAGCUAGAAUUUGAUUCCUGUUUUAGGAGGAGAACAUACAUCUGAUAAUAUAGUGUGUCAUGUAUGAAUGUACUUUAAAAAAAAACCAUCAAAUCAUUGAUUUAUCUUGCCCUGACAAGUUACCCAAAGUUGUGAAUUGAAGUGCUAAGAAGUUUGGAUAGAUUUGCCAAGAUCAUGAAUGUUGCUGUCCCUUUGUAAAACUCUGGAUGGUGAUUACUUAUAAGGUGUGUGGGCUGGAGAACAAUUCACUCCACUUGAAAACCACAGGCUGCUCUUAAUGUUUAACACACUUUGAUGCUAGCCUUUGGUUAAAGGAUAAUCUGUUAUUGUCCUGGUGACUACUGGUUACUAUCAAAGGACCUUUGAUAGCAACAAACUAUUGACACUUAGUUUAAUUGAAAGGGUUUCUUCUAAUACCUCAGUGUCUAUGAGUAUUUCCUAAAACUGAAUGCCAACUAGAUGUUUUUAAUUAUUAACUUUGGUGAUAUAGCUCUAUCUGGAGUGUCAUUAGAGUCAGAAUAGAAUAGAAACAGAAUAAUCCAAACAAAAAAUCCAGGACACUAGAUUUCUUUCUUUACACAUAUCUUUUGGAAAAAUACUUGGUCCCCACAAAUGAAGGCAUGGGAGAAGAAAACAUUAUCUGUAAGAAAUCAGGUGGUUUAAGUGACUAGAGCCUAUUUUAAGCACUGGGGCAGUUAACAUUUCUGUGCCACAGACUGAGUUCCACCUUCUUUGUAGAAUAGGGUUUUUUGGAUUCACCCAAGAAUCAAACCUAUAUGACAUUUCUUCAGUCACCCUCAUUAGAGAGAGAGAGAGAGAGAGACAGACAGACAGACAGACACACACACACACACACACACACACUCCUUAUUAAGUCUACUGGCAAUAUUACUACUUCUUCAAGGUUUUGUUGUAAACUGUCUAUCUUUAGUAGAAAAAAUGAAAGGGUUUAUUUAGAUUUGGCCAAAGGGCAGAGGCUCACUGAUGCUGGACAUAUGCGUGUAUGUGUAUAUACAUGUACAUGUAUAUAUACACACACAUAUCUUUUGACAUGUUAUGUGUAUUUUGUAAGUGUUCAUAUAUUCUCAUUGACUAUUGUGUAAAGUGUACAAAUUCCUGAGUAUAAAAUAGAUUGCUGUGAUUUUUGUGUAAUUAAGGCAUGUAAAUAUUUUCUUGUCAUGUUCAUUAAAAGGGUUGGAUUAGAUAGUUUAGGGAGGGAAGGCUGGAUUGUUUGGGAGUGUGUUGUUUUUUUUAAUAGCUCUCCCCUUUAUUGUUUACUGCAUUUAAGGCACAAAAACUGCCAGACCUGUGACUUUCUAACCACUUUGGUAAACUUUUAUUUAAUAAUUCUCAUAAAAAUAAAAAUUUUUAAACUUCGACAUCUAUAGCAGGAAGGAUUGUUGCAUAUUUCAUUUUUUUAAAGGCAAAUGGGAAAAUUACAGUCUUAAUUCUAAAACAAGCAGCUUCACUUCGGUCUCUAGGUCAUGAUAUGUUAUAUUAGUGUGCAUGUAGGACUCCAUUACUGAAAGUUUUGGAUCCUGUUUUAAAGUAGUUCUUCAGUUUACCUGCCAAAUCAGUCAACAAACAUUUAUUAAGCACUUACUAUAUUCUAGGCACUGUGCUAAGUCAAGGACUUUCAAACCAAGGCACAGAGUAACAUCCGCCCUUAAGAAGCAGGCCUUCUUUCUUAUGGGAGAGUUAACAUGUAGUUGUCUCGAGAUCAUGAAUCUAAUAAAAUGUAAAGGACCUCAGAGGCCAUCUGGUCCAUCCCCCUCAUUUGUCAGAGGAGGGAACCUACUCCCAGGUCACAUAGGUAGUAAGCAUCAAGGGCCAGUGCUGAUGGACUUCUGAAACAGUGUCCUUUGUACUGCCCUGUGUCCUGUCUUCUUGAGACCACAGUUCUUGCUUGAGUGUGCUCCCAAGAUACGUUUUACAAAGAAUCAGAAUUUGCUGAAAGUGCAGAGUGAAUAUAAUAGUGAUACUGGAAAGAUUGUUUCUAAGACAAACCUUCCUAAAGAAGUACUCAUUGUAAAACCAGUCUGUAAGCAAAGUUUGUCCCAGUUAGUUUUGUUUGGUAAGAUUAACCAUGCCAGGAACUACACUAUAUAAUUUUCUAAACUUAAUGUCCAUAUUGCAAACUGAAAAUAAAGACAUUUAUUUGAAAAAUGA